AUGCAGUCUGGACCUAUUCUACCGCAAUCCGCUCUGGGGUUAGGAGACGCCCACGCCAUAAGCGAUACGUCAAGCCGCUUUCAAGACGUUAUCGGCCAGUUCCCUCAGCUCAAGACAUAUAGUCAUGCCUUAGCUAUUUUCCCUUUGAAUCCGGGGGUAUCUCAGGAUUCCGUCGUUGCUGCGCUGAAAGAUGCAAUAAGCCAAAUCAUUUCUAAGAUUCCCUGGCUUGGCGAACAGGUGGUCCACGAAGGACAAGGGCUCGGUAAUUCGGGCAUAAUCAGAACACGACCAUUACCCUCAGGCAUUUCUGGUGGCGAUAUCCUGUAUGUGAGGGACUGUACAAAUCUCUGCCCUUCUUACGAGGAUAUAAUACAGCGAGGAGGCCCUCUCUCCUCACUCGAUGGCAAUAUUCUAUGCCCUUUCCCUGGCUUCCCCAUGGGGUAUGAUGUCGAGAAGAUGGGGUUUGCACCUGUAGUGGCGGUCCAAGCAAGCUUCAUUAAGGGUGGUGUGAUCCUUAACAUCUCCAACCAGCAUAAUAUGGUAGAUACGAGUGGGGUAUUCGUCUUCAAUUCUUUACUUGCAAUAGCAAUGCAGGGCAAAGACAUUCCACAGGCUUAUGUCGACCAGGCCAACAUAGACCGAACCAAGGUCAUUCCUCUUCUAGAUCCCGGACAACCAAUUCGCGACCAUAGCUACCUCCUGAAGUCAGCGUUUACUCCUACGCCUGCGCCACCGUUAAAACUUCCAGCUUCGCCUCUAAAAUGGGCGUGCUUCCGGGUUUUCCAGAAGGCCAUGCCUAAGAUUAAGGCAGCCGCAUCGAUCAAAGAUGAAUUUGAUAGUUCGGUGACCUACAUAUCCAGCAAUGACGCGCUUUGCGCAUUAUAUUGGAAGCGACUGGCCGCCGUGCGCGUCGCUAACGGUAGUGUGGCUCCUUCAUCCGUGUCCAAAUUCGCGCGAGCUAUCGACGUCCGCGCCGCUGUCGGCUGCCCACCGGGAUAUAUGGGGCAAAUGAUUCACCACGCUAUCACGCGAUUCUCAUACCGAGACUUAGCGUCGCCGGAAUUGACAUUAUCGACUAUAGCAUCACGCCUAAGAGCUGAACUCAACCAGUCGGCUAACGAGUGGGCGGUGCGCAGUUAUGCUACCUUUGUGGCUGGUGUUGCUGAUAAGGGGGAACUAGUAUAUGGCGGUGGCCUCAACCCGGCUCUUGAUGUUGGAUCCUCGUCUGUUUCCCAGCUGGUGACCGGCUUAGUCGAUUUUGGCGUUUUGGGUAAGCCCACGUUGAUGCGGCGACCUAAUCUGGCUCCUUUUGGCGGUGUCAUGUAUGUUUUACCACCCGAAGAUGAGUCCCAAUACUUGCCUGUUAUAGUAUGCUUAAGCGAGAGGGACUUAGAAGGCCUGAGGCAGGAUAAGGAAUGGGGGGCAGCCACUCAGUACGUUGGUUAGCUGGGCACAGGACGAAGCAAUAGCACAACUCCCUUGAGUACAAUAUGCC
Daldinia loculata is the source of this 1495-nucleotide messenger RNA. Its product is annotated as transferase family-domain-containing protein. The transcript has a single exon. The record is from RefSeq and is a predicted model, not a curated record. The coding region runs from base 1 to 1446 and encodes 481 amino acids. NCBI's taxonomy places the organism in Eukaryota, Fungi, Ascomycota, Sordariomycetes, Xylariales, Hypoxylaceae.